AUCAGUUGUGUCCAAUCACAGCUGAUCACUGAUGAUCUGUGCAGCCCCAGCAGCGCCACCUGUCAGUGUCCAUCAGUGCCAGCUGUCAGUGCUCAUCCACGCCACCUUCCAGUGCCCAUCAGUGCCACAUUUUGGUGCCCAUCAGUGCCACAUAUCAGUGCCCAUCUCAUCUGCAUUUCAAUGUCACCCAUCAGUGCCAGUCAGUGCCGCCUAUCAAUGCGCCUAGUCAGUGCCCCUAUCAGCGCCCAUCAGUGCUGCCUAUCAGUGCCGCCUAACAGUGCCAGUCAUGGCGCCUAACAGUGAUGGCGCCUAUCAGUGCCAACUAUCAGUGCCAUAUAUGAGUGCUGCCUUUCAGUGCCCAUCAGUGAUGCCUGUCAAUGCCCAUCAGUGCCACCUACCAGUGCCUCAUCAGUGCAUCAGUGCCACCUAUCCGUGUCCAUCAGUGCAGCCUAUCAGUGCCCAUCACUG
This is a messenger RNA of Staurois parvus, 468 nucleotides long. NCBI's taxonomy places the organism in Eukaryota, Metazoa, Chordata, Amphibia, Anura, Ranidae. The record is from the annotation of a GenBank genome assembly.